Molecule: messenger RNA, 1115 nt
Organism: Pleuronectes platessa (European plaice)
Lineage: Eukaryota; Metazoa; Chordata; Actinopteri; Pleuronectiformes; Pleuronectidae
Exons: 7
Coding region: 111-731 (206 amino acids)
Source: RefSeq, a predicted model, not a curated record
AGAAACACAUCUCAGCAAAUGCUCAUUUCCGAGGAGCACGAGAACGCACCGUCAGAGGGAAGCAUAGUACGGAGCUCGCAGCUGCAUCAGCAAUCAAUUCUAUCCAUAAAAUGUCUGCCGAGCUGCACACAGUGAGUGGACCAGAUGGGAAUGAUGCAAGUCUUCAAGGCACCACAGUGGGGGGCAGCAAACCUUUACACCGCUUCAUGAAAGGGCAACCCAAGGCUAUUGGGGUCGUUGUGUUGGUCUUGGGCUCGUCUUUCUUUAUCAUUUCAAUUGCAAUGGCCGAAGAACUCUUUGGUGAGCCUCUGUGGAGAAUCAACCCAUCUGGCUUUAUUCAGGCAAUUCUGUUCAUCAUAUGUGGGAUUAUGUAUAUUCUGGCAGAGCACAAUCCAACCAAGAAAACAGUCACCAUAUCUUUGGCUCUGAGUAUUGUGUCGAUACUCGCGACAUUGUGGACUGACCUGCACAUCCUGCCCGAAUUAAUACACAGCCACGUCAACAGGCAUUAUGUUUAUGAUUACACCAGCCAAGACACAGAAGAAGGAUUAUGGACAUCACAUUAUGAGGCCAUGGGAAGGAGCUUGGAAUGGAUCUUUGUAUUCUACACUUUUGUUAGUGCAAUUAUUUUAAUUGUAAUGUCAACUCUGGCUGGAGCUGCCCUGCGUUCCACAAGGAGUCAGGCUGUUGUCAUGAUGACAGCUGCACCACCUGAAACUCCAGCAGAAUGAAGGCCGCAACAUAAACGUCUGAAGUGGGACAACGUGAGAAGAGAGAAGAACUACGAAGCAACAAGAUCCUUGAGCCCUAAAUAUUAACCAGUACUAACUAGCUUUAUAUACAAGGCAAUACAGAUUGUAUGUAUGUCUGAACUUGUGGUGUUUCUGUGAUCUAUUGCUUUACUUAAUCAUCAGCAAGGACCUGCUGUUUACUCUGCAACCAGCAGGCGGCGUUGAUUUUCUUCAGUGUUAUGUUUACACAGCGACGCCAAAGGACGACAGUCCGGGUGAAACUGAAAACCUCCUCCGGCUGCCCAUGAUACUUUUAUUUUUUUUACUAUGUAAGCUCUUCUUUAAACAGCAACUCCAAUAAACUCAAACAAUGUGAAUCCUUAA